Molecule: messenger RNA, 2062 nt
Organism: Cicer arietinum (chickpea)
Lineage: Eukaryota; Viridiplantae; Streptophyta; Magnoliopsida; Fabales; Fabaceae
Product: splicing factor U2af small subunit B
Biological process (GO): mRNA splicing, via spliceosome
Cellular component (GO): U2AF complex
Molecular function (GO): metal ion binding; RNA binding
Source: RefSeq, a predicted model, not a curated record
ACAUUGAUGCCAUCCAAACCAGAAUAUUUAGCAAGAACUUCGUAUUAAGGUAGCAACAGUCACAGCUCACCGCAGUUAACUUCUCAUCCAUUCAAAAUUUAGCCAUAAACAAACAAAUAGACCUCCACAUAAUCAGAUCCAAUCCUUUCUUUCUUCCCCAAUCCGAUCCGAUCCAAUCCAAUGGCGGAACAUCUAGCAUCAAUAUUCGGCACAGAAAAAGACAGAGUAAACUGUCCAUUCUACUUUAAGAUCGGCGCGUGCAGACACGGCGACCGUUGCUCGCGUCUCCACAACAGACCAACGAUUUCCCCAACCCUCCUCCUCUCCAACAUGUACCAACGUCCUGACAUCAUAACCCCCGGCGUCGACCCUAACGGUCAACCCAUCGAUCCACGUCAGAUCCAACAACACUUCGAAGAUUUCUACGAAGAUAUCUUUCUCGAACUUUCGAAAUUCGGUUACAUCGAAACCCUAAACGUUUGCGAUAAUCUCGCCGAUCACAUGAUCGGUAAUGUUUACGUUCUGUUUCGUGAGGAGGAUCACGCUGCGGCCGCUUUGGCUUCGCUGCACGGGAGGUUUUACUCCGGUCGUCCGAUUUUAGCUGAUUUUUCGCCGGUGACAGAUUUUCGUGAAGCCACGUGUCGUCAGUAUGAGGAGAAUAGUUGUAACCGUGGCGGUUAUUGUAAUUUUAUGCAUGUUAAGAAAAUUGGUAGGGAGUUGAGGAGGAAAUUGUUCGCGUCGCAGCGGAGUAGGAGCAGGAGUCGGAGCAGGAGUAAUAGUCCUCGUCGGAGAAGAAGCGGUGAUCGUGGAGAUCGAGAGAGGCGUGAUAGGGAUCGAGAUUAUGAAUCUCGUGGAAGAAGAAGUAGUGAUAGGGAUAGGGAUAGGGUUAGGGAUAGGGAUAGUAGGGAUAGGGAGGGAGGGGGGAGGAGGAGAAAUGGGAGUUCGGCGAGGGAAGGGAGCGAGGAAAGGCGAGCGAGAAUCGAGCAAUGGAAUAGAGAAAGAGAGGAGAAGCUGUGAUGUUUUCUUGUUGAUUUUAUUUUUUAUUUUUUAUUUUUCUGCUGUAUUCUGAAAUUGAGAUGUAGGUGAAUGAAUAUAUGAUGGUGAGUUUUAUGGAGCAGUUGGAGAAAAGAAGGGAAUGGUAAGGCUAGGUGCUAGGGGAUUGGUUGUGCAGAUGUUCUUCGGAUGUAGAUUGUAGAAAUUGCAAUUCAAAUUUCAAUGAUUAAAAAGGUUGGGGUUUUAAUGGUUUCCUGUAUAACGGCAUGUCUCUAUCAUAAGUUGGUAUUAUCCAAGUUUUAAAUUGUGCUCGCGUCGUGAUUCUGUAUUGUGGAGAAGCCCUGUCCAAUCGCAGUUGCAUUAUAGUUUCAGAGACAUCAAAACCAUGAUGUUGUGGCUCAAAUCGUAGUUGCUGAAUUUUUUUAAACACUGAUGCUGAUUGUUACGAAAGGGCUUCACACAAGAUGCAAGAAAUGUACUGCUCUUAACUAAUACUACCUUUGGUCUUAUUUAUAAAAAACAAAAACAAAAAACAUCAAAUCAAUAUUAUUAACUGUUUUAACUUUUUGAAAACAGUUUGAGCAUGUAGUAUGAUUCUUUUUUGGAACUCUAAUGAUUUUAUUAAUAUUUCUAUUAUGGGCAGAUCCACAUGUGAAUUUUAUAAUAUACUUUCUUCUUUGUCUUUACGGCAUUAUAGGUGUAUGAAUGCUGUUUGAGAGCAAUGUUGUUUUCAUGAAUCCUGUUGCUAAAUUUUAUACAAAUAUAUUGGGACAACUAAGAUGAGCAAGUUCUAUUUUUGUUAUUUUUUGUCUUUGGAUUUCUGCUACAUGGCCCAUUCUGGUUUUGUUCUCCCUAGAGGCCUAGGCCAACAGCACAACAUAGUCUUUGCUAUGGAUUUAUGCUUGUUCCACUUGCUCUAGGCAAUGACAGUUUAUCAAUUGUUCUUCAUGCAUUACUUAGGAAGGAAUUUGGAUUAUCAUAAACUUCAUAAUAUGUGAUGCAGCAGUUUAUGUUCAGAGCAUUAAUAUGUAAUACGAUAUCGAAUUCAGAUAGGAUAUUAUCUUGGUUA